Chionomys nivalis (European snow vole) is the source of this 2203-nucleotide messenger RNA. RefSeq names its product acylcarnitine hydrolase-like. The record is from RefSeq and is a predicted model, not a curated record. Gene Ontology annotation, molecular function: carboxylic ester hydrolase activity. Lineage: Eukaryota; Metazoa; Chordata; Mammalia; Rodentia; Cricetidae. The transcript is spliced from 12 exons. Bases 184 to 1869 code for a protein of 561 amino acids. Gene Ontology annotation, cellular component: intracellular membrane-bounded organelle.
GGCUCCUGUCAUUUAUGACUAAUCAUUUUUCCUACAAUGAGGACUUUGCCCCAACACACCAAGUUCCCUCCUACUUCCUUUUGAUUUAAAUUCCUGCCAGGGCGAGCCGCACAGUUUCUGCUUCCUGUUUGUCAAAUGUGGCCGUCCUAUUUAGCAGCACCGACUCAGGCCUGAGAGCUGAUCAUGUCACUGAACCAACUUCAUAGCUGGCUGAAUGCUGUGGUCUUUGGGCUCCUGCUUCUCCUCCUCCAUGUGCAGGGUCAGGACUCAUCAGAGGCCAGCCACAUCAGAAACACACAAACAGGCCAGGUCCGAGGCAGCCUCAUCCGAGUGAGUGACACCAAAGUUGGUGUCCACAGAUUCUUGGGAAUCCCCUUUGCCAAGCCACCUGUAGGGCAACUGCGCUUUGCACCCCCUGAAGCCCCUGAACCAUGGAGUGGUGUGAGAGAUGGGACCUCCUACCCAGCCAUUUGUCUGCAAAAUGUUGAUAUGAUGAAUUCAGAGGGCCUAAAGAAGCUAAAAAUGAACCCACCUCCCAUCUCUAUGUCCGAGGACUGCCUGUAUCUCAACAUCUACACACCAGCUCAUGCCCAUGAGGGCUCUAAUCUGCCUGUGAUGGUGUGGAUCCAUGGUGGUGGUCUGGUUGUAGGAAUGGCCUCCAUGUAUGAUGGAUCCAUGCUUGCAGCCAUUGAAGAUGUGGUGGUGGUCACUAUCCAGUACCGUCUGGGUGUCCUGGGAUUCUUCAGCACUGGAGACCAGCACGCCAGAGGCAACUGGGGCUACCUGGACCAAGUGGCUGCCUUACACUGGGUCCAGCAGAACAUCGCCCACUUUGGAGGCAACCCUGACCAGGUCACCAUUUUUGGUGAGUCAGCAGGUGGCAUAAGUGUAUCUUCACAUGUUGUGUCUCCCAUGUCCAAAGGACUCUUCCACAGAGCCAUCAUGGAGAGUGGAGUAGCUGUGUUGCCUGGUCUCAUCUCCAGCUCCUCUGAGGUGAUUCACCAAACUGUGGCCAACCUAUCUGGAUGUGAAGUCAUGGACUCAGAAGCCCUGGUGCACUGUCUGAGAGGCAAGAGUGAAGCAGAAAUUCUGGCCAUUAACAAGGUCUUCCAGGCCAUCCCUGCUGUGGUGGAUGGAGAGUUCUUCCCCAGGCAUCCUCAAGAGUUGUUGGCUUCUGGGAAUUUUCACCCUGUCCCCAGCAUCAUUGGUGUCAACAAUGAUGAGUAUGGCUGGAUCAUCCCUGUGGCUAUAGAAAAUGUCCAAAACAUAAAGGAAAUAACCAAAGAGAACCUGGAGACUGUUAUGAAGAAAACAGCAGCACAAAUGAUGUUGCCUCCUGAGUGUAGCAACCUGCUAAUGGAAGAGUACAUGGGGGACAUUGAGGAUCUCCAGCCUCUCCAAAUACAGUACACGGAGAUGAUGGGAGACUUCAUGUUUGUGAUCCCUGCACUCCAAGUAGCACAUUUUCAACGUUUCCAUGCCCCUGUAUACUUCUAUGAGUUCCAACAUCAGCCCACCUUUGUCAAGCAAGUAAGGCCACCCCACGUGAAGGCUGACCAUGGAGAUGAGGUUCCCUUUGUCUUUGGGUCCUUCUUCUGGGGUGUGAAACUUAACCUCACUGAGGAGGAAGAGCUACUGAACAGGAGGAUGAUGAAGUACUGGGCCAACUUUGCAAGACAUGGGAACCCCAACAGCGAGGGUCUACCCUACUGGCCCAUGAUGGACGAUGAUGAGCAGUACCUGCAGCUGGACAUCCAGCCUGCUGUGGGCCGAGCCCUGAAGGCCAGAAGGCUGCAGUUCUGGACCCAGACUCUGCCCCAGAAGAUCCAGGAGCUAAGGAAAUCUCAGCACAUGCACAAAGAGCUAUAGUGCCCUGUGUGAGGGAGGAAUGGUGUGUAGCAUUGGCUGCUGAUGGGGUCACCUUGAUGUUCCCAAAACAUACUGAGUGACCUAGCAUUCACAUAACAUUCACAACCUCUACACUUGUCUGUUCUUCUGCAUUUAUCAUGAAUCCUCUGUAUGCGACUCUAUCCUGCUGGGUCAUCUUUGUUAGACCCACUCAAUAAAUGUUCCCAUAACAAUAUGGAUCUGUCACUCCCAAAGUACCCAUCCGUUUUCACACCCCACUGGGACUAGGUCUCUUCUUUCUUUCCUUGCCUCAUCUCUGAUCCUCACUAUCCUCUUUUCUAAGACCAAAACCCUC